AUGGGGGCCGGCGGCGCGCGGGCGCUGGGGCCGGGUCGCGGGCCGCGUGGGGGCGGGAGCCGGGCCGCGGGCGACGGGCGGCGGGCGGCGGGCCACGGGCCACGGGCCACGGGCGGGCUCCGGGACCGGGUCGCAGCGCGCGCGGCUGGAGCCGGAGCUGCCGCCGCCGCCGCCGCCGCCGCCGCCGCUGCCGGGCGCUCCCGCGGGCGGGCGCGCGCCUGGAGGCUCCGGUUGCCACGGCAACGGGGAGGCGGGAGGGCGCGCGCGGCGGGGGCGAGGCCGGGAGCCCGGACUGGGCGCCACCCGGACCCCGGGCGCUGCGGGCCCCCGCGCCCUGCACCCCGCCGCGGCCGCGCCCGGCCCUGGGAGAGCGGCCCGCGGACCGGUGCCAUCCCCUGA
Canis lupus familiaris (dog) is the source of this 399-nucleotide messenger RNA. Its product is annotated as spidroin-1-like. NCBI's taxonomy places the organism in Eukaryota, Metazoa, Chordata, Mammalia, Carnivora, Canidae. The transcript is spliced from 2 exons. Bases 1 to 399 code for a protein of 132 amino acids. The record is from RefSeq and is a predicted model, not a curated record.